AUGCCCCAUGACCCCGACCUUCCUCCGGCUAAAAAAUUCAAGCCGGGGUCCGUGUUUUUCCGCCUGGAGAAGAAUAAACCUGGAAUGCUGCUGCCCAGAAAGGGAAAUGUGACCACACCGAUUGACGUCCAGAGGAAACAGCUUCCAAUCUACAAGGCGAGAACUCGGCUAGUGAACGAGCUGAGACCGCUUCAUAAUGCUAUUGUUAUAGGUGAGACUGGCUCCGGGAAAACCACUCAGAUCCCCCAGUACCUGUUUGAAACCGGCAUCGGCAGGCAGGGCUUGAUCGCCAUCACCCAGCCACGUCGGGUCGCUGCUAUCUCACUGGCAGCCAGGGUGUCCGAGGAGAAGAGGACUCAGAUUGGGAAGCUGGUUGGCUACACGGUGCGUUUCGAGGAUGUCACCUCGCCCGAGACGAAGCUGAAGUUCAUGACGGACGGGAUGCUCCUGCGCGAGGCCAUCGGAGACCCCAUGCUGCUGCGCUACACCGUGGUGGUCCUGGACGAAGCCCACGAGCGCACCGUGCACACCGACGUGCUGUUCGGCGUGGUGAAGAGCGCUCAGUGCAGACGCAGGGAGCUGAACAAGAUUCCCCUGAAGGUCAUCGUCAUGUCUGCCACGAUGGACGUGGAUUUGUUCUCGGAGUACUUCAACAAGUCGCCUGUGCUGUACCUGGAGGGGAGGCAGCAUCCCAUUCAGAUCUACUACACCAAGCAGCCCCAGUCGGACUACCUGCAGGCUGCACUCGUUUCUGUCUUCCAGAUCCAUCAGGAAGCACCGCAGUCCCACGAUAUCUUAGUGUUCAUGACAGGCCAGGAGGAGAUCGAGGCUCUGGCCAGGACGUGCAGAGACAUCGCAAAGCAUCUUCCUGAUAGCUGCGGCCCCAUGGUGGUCAUCCCUCUGUACGCAUCGCUGCCCCCAGCACAGCAGCUCAGGGUCUUCCAGCCAGCGCCCAAGGGCUGCAGGAAGGUUAUCCUCGCCACCAAUAUCGCAGAAACGUCAGUCACAAUCUCUGGGAUCAAAUUUGUCAUCGACACGGGGAUGGUGAAGGCCAAACGGUUCAAUCCAGACAGCGGUCUGGAGGUGCUGGCAGUCCAGCGAGUUUCCAAGGCUCAAGCAUGGCAGCGAGCCGGCCGAGCUGGCAGGGAGGACGCCGGCUUCUGCUACCGGCUUUACACCGAAAAGGAAUUCGACAACUUCACCCCCAUGACUGUGCCUGAGAUCCAGAGGUGCAAUUUAGCUGGUGUGAUGCUGCAGCUUAUGGCGCUGGGCAUUCCUGAUGUGAUGAACUUUGAUUUUAUGUCCAAACCUUCUCCAGAGGCCGUCCGCUCUGCUGUGGACCAUCUGGAGCUGCUGGGAGCUGUGGAGAGGAAGGACGGGCAGGUUCUCCUCACUACUCUGGGCAAAAGGAUGGCCAGCUUCCCUCUGGAACCCAGAUAUGCCAAGACCAUCCUGCUGUCCCCGGACUUCUCCUGUUCCGAGGAGAUCCUGAGCAUCGUGUCUCUGCUGUCGGUGGACACCGUCCUGUACAACCCUCCGGCCCGGCGGGACGAGGUGCUCGCGGCACGCAAGAAGUUUACUUCUAGCGAGGGAGAUCACAUGACUCUGCUCAACAUCUACAGAGCUUUCAAGAAAGUCGGCGGUAACAAGGAGUGGUGUCGGGAAAACUUUGUCAACAGCAGGAAUAUGGGCCUGGUGAAAGACGUCCAGGCUCAGCUCAGAGAAAUCUGUCUGAAGCUCAACCUGAAGCUCGAGUCUUGCGGAGCCGACACGGGGAACGUCCGCCGCUGCCUCGCCCACGGGAUGUUCAUCAACGCCGCCGAGCUGCAGCCCGACGGAAGCUACCUGGCUCUGGACACCCAUCAGGCCGUCGCCAUCCACCCGUCCUCCGUCCUGUUCCAGGCCAAGCCGGCGUACGUGGUCUUCAACGAGCUGCUGCACACGUCCCGCUGCUACAUGAGAGACCUGUGUUUGGUCGACGCAGACUGGCUGCUGGAUGCAGCGCCGGAGUACUUUGGCCGCAAGCUGCACCUCACCAGGAGCUAACAGGACUGCACUCUUGAAUAAAUGAGGGACUUGUAAACCUUUUGGGGCCCACUACCUCCUAGCUGACAUUGGAUAAGAAUGUUUCACUGCAGCUGUACAAAUCAGCGUCUGUUGACUUCCUGCAGGCUCUGGCACCACGUGACGACGUUUGUUCUGGUUUUUUUUUAAAAUGACAUCUACUUCAGCUCUUUCAGGAUCUGCAUGCAAGUCAGGGACACAGAUAACUUCACUGGAGCACAGUUGGCAGGAAUCAGAAGAGCCAAACUUCUGGACGUCGGCUGCACGUUUCAGUGCAACUGGAUUAUAGCAAUGACUGCUAUAAUCAUGGCUAUAUUAUAGCAAUCAUAUAUAUAUAUAUCAUGUAUAUAUCAAAACGUUAGCUUGAAGAUCAGUGAUGUCCUCAACUUUCUCAGCAGGUAGUUUUAGGUUUAUAAGGAUAGUCUUUGAGAAUUUUCUGCAAAGACAGUAAAAUGUGUCAUAAUCUGUUCGACAGAACAAAAAUUCACAUUUGAAUUAAAUGAAAAUAUUUCCAUAUGCUGAUGGCAUUGCUACAUUGGCUCGUGCAUGUUAAACGUGUGACAUUGCAUGUGAGAGGACGUGGCAUGCCUUCUCUCUUCAUGCUCUACUCCUCGGUGUGUUUUGGGACAGAUUGUUACCUAGCCAACACACAGAUGCUGGGUUAUUGUAGCUGCUAGACAUCUAAUGUAUGCAGUGCACGGACAUAGUAGUAAAAAAGAAAAAAAAAUCUAAACUAGGUUUUGUUGAAAAAUAUCAAUUUUAUUUUUUACUGUGGACUCAGGUUUGUACAAUAUAUAUAUUUAUAUAUAUGUAUACAUAACCUGAAAAAAUGCAUCAAAUUCCAACUGCUGUAGUUAAUGUAUUUUGAGGUUCCUGCAGAAAAUUUUUUAUUUUGACUGAAUUUCUAAGGAAUCACUCUUACUCUGAUGUCUGUAACUAGAGGUGAAGCUUUUGAGGUCAGCAAAUACUUCAUGUGCAUGCAUGCAGUUUGUAAGAACAAGUGCAAGUAUUGAAUGAAUUCAUAAAUUUGUCUAUUGUAUAUGAUAAGAAUUUGUUAUAGUCUUGCAUAACCAAAGUUGUUUCUAAUAAAAAAGAUGUUUUCAAUUGUUCAAAACACAA
Molecule: messenger RNA, 3183 nt
Organism: Xiphophorus couchianus (Monterrey platyfish)
Lineage: Eukaryota; Metazoa; Chordata; Actinopteri; Cyprinodontiformes; Poeciliidae
Gene: dhx33
Product: DEAH (Asp-Glu-Ala-His) box polypeptide 33
Exons: 12
Coding region: 1-2046 (681 amino acids)
Biological process (GO): positive regulation of transcription by RNA polymerase I
Cellular component (GO): intracellular anatomical structure; nucleolus
Molecular function (GO): double-stranded RNA binding; ATP binding; helicase activity
Source: RefSeq, a predicted model, not a curated record